Molecule: messenger RNA, 1175 nt
Organism: Orbicella faveolata
Lineage: Eukaryota; Metazoa; Cnidaria; Anthozoa; Scleractinia; Merulinidae
Product: calcineurin subunit B type 1
Molecular function (GO): calcium ion binding
Source: RefSeq, a predicted model, not a curated record
AUUGAAGUCUCAUGAAUCUCACGGGCCGAGAUAUUUGGCGAGAAAUCUGGGAAUGAGUACUUUGUUUCCAAUCUCCCGGAUGCAAUUCAUGGACACGGUCGUGGACUGGGCGCUAUCCUUUCAGUGGGGUUCCUCUUCGAAGUAACUAACCAACCUGCAAAGUUUGGAUCGGUGCAUUUGAAAACUUAAAACCGUCUCACGAGGACCUGAAAACUCAUCGCAAAUGGGCAACGAGGCUUCCUUACCCGGUGACAUGGUGACUCACUUUGAUGCGGACGAAAUUCGGCGACUUGGAAAGAGAUUUCGAAAGCUCGAUCUGGAUAAGUCGGGCGCUCUUUCCGUCGAGGAGUUCAUGUCGCUUCCAGAGCUACAACAAAACCCACUAGUUCAAAGAGUUAUUGAUAUUUUCGAUACAGAUGGAAAUGGAGAAGUGGACUUUAAAGGUUUUCAGCAGGAGGCAACUGGUUUAGUCAGGCUAUUAUGCUCAGCACCAAAAUCAAUGUACUUAUUUUUGGUCUUUUUUUUUUAUGUAGUUGCCUUUAGGAUAUACGAUAUGGAUAAUGAUGGUUUCAUCUCAAAUGGAGAACUCUUCCAAGUUCUAAAGAUGAUGGUAGGAAACAACCUCAAAGAAACUCAGCUUCAACAAAUUGUGGAUAAGACAGUAAUAAAUGCUGACAAGGAUGGCGAUGGAAAAAUCUCUUUUAGUGAAUUUUGCGCUGUUGUUGGUAAUAUGGAUGUUCACAAGAAGAUGGUAGUGGAUGUCUAACAAGACCUUAAUAACCAAAGCCUGUGAACUAUUUAUUAUUCUUAUUUCCAAGGCAAGACAUUUUGUAAAAAAAGAAAACAAACGAGCAAUAUUCUCGACCUAAAACUCUGUUGCCACUGUCACUGCUGCUGCGAAGAAAGAAUUGAAGCUGCUGAUUCGCUUGUUAAAGUGAGAAGAAGGAAGAUGAAAUGACCUACAUCUCCUGAGCAGGCUACAAGCAGCGCAAGCCAAGAAAAGAAACAAAAAGCAACAGCUACAUUUAAAGGAAAUGAUAAGUCACUUCAACAGCAUGUUUGUGAAAAGAAACCAGGGUUUUAGUGAGAAAAUGGAAUAAGCAUGGGUGUCGUUUUUAUUGUGAGUGGCAUGUCAAGUUGAAAAAAGAGUAAAGUGGGCCAUCCCAUAAUUUGUA